Acomys russatus (golden spiny mouse) is the source of this 1287-nucleotide messenger RNA. Its product is annotated as carbonic anhydrase 15. The coding region runs from base 234 to 1226 and encodes 330 amino acids. Gene Ontology annotation, cellular component: plasma membrane. Gene Ontology annotation, molecular function: zinc ion binding; carbonate dehydratase activity. Lineage: Eukaryota; Metazoa; Chordata; Mammalia; Rodentia; Muridae. The record is from RefSeq and is a predicted model, not a curated record. The transcript is spliced from 8 exons.
UCAGAAUUAAUGCCAACCAUUAAGCUGGCCUUGGACUCUAGGCUCCAGCCCACCUCCCUUCCCAGUGGCUCUACCUGGGCCCCGCCCAUUCUGGCCCCGCCUCAGCCUGUCCGCUGGACUUACCCACACCUCUAAUUCACUGGCCAAUGAAUACGGAGCAGCCUUCUAAAUAGCCUGGCCGCACAUUCCGUGUCCACUUUGCAGUUCUCCAGAGUCACGGCCACUGCUGCAUCAUGUGGGCCCUGGGCUUCCUGCUCCACUUCCUCAUCAUACAGCCGGUGGUACAGGUGGACUCCAAGGGUACCUGGUGCUACGACUCCCAAGACCCAAAGUGUGGCCCCACCCACUGGAAGGAGCUAGCACCUGCCUGUGGGGGCCCAGCUCAGUCCCCUAUCAACAUUGACCUCCGAUUGGUCCAGCGGGAUAACACUCUCGGGCCCUUCAUCUUUCAAGGCUAUGAUUCAGCACCUGCAGACCCUUGGCUCCUGGAGAAUGAUGGCCAUACAGUGCUACUUCGAGUAAAUUCCUGUCGGCAGAGCUGCCCAGCGAUCCGAGGGGCUGGGCUGCCAUCGCCAGAGUACCGGCUACUGCAGCUCCAUUUCCACUGGGGCAGCCCAGGGCACGAAGGCUCGGAGCACAGCCUUGACGAGAAGCGCGGCUCUAUGGAGAUGCACGUGGUGCACAUGAACACCAAGUACCAGAGCAUGAAGGAGGCACAGAGCCAUCCAGAUGGGUUCGCUGUUCUGGCCGUGCUGUUGCUGGAGGAGGACAGGGACAAUACCAAUUUCUCUGCCAUUGUGUCUGGCUUGAAAAAUUUAUCUUCACCUGGGGUCUCUGUGAAUCUGACAUCCAUCUUCCCGCUGGCCUCUCUGCUGCCAAGUGCUUUGGGUCUCUUGCGCUACUACCGAUAUUCCGGGUCUCUGACCACACCCGGCUGUGACCCAGCGGUGCUCUGGACUGUCUUUGAAAACACCAUACCCAUUGGACGAGCACAGGUAGCCCAGUUCCAGACUGUGCCCCAGACCGGGCCACCAGGUUUGCACCCCAGACCACUCAGGGAUAAUUUCCGCCCCCAACAGCCUCUUGGAGGGCGCAGGAUAUCAGCCUCUCCUGGGGCAUCCAUCCGGUCAUCAGUAGCACAAAAGCCCCAUCACCCUACCCUGUCCUGUUUGCACCUGGCUUUUUUGGGCUUGGGAGUUGGGCUGAGGCUCUGGGACGGCCCCUAAGAUCCGGGAGUGACUCCUGUUUCCACAAUAAAUCCUGCACAGUGACCUUGGGCCUCAUGUG